This is a messenger RNA of Closterium sp. Naga37s-1, 576 nucleotides long. Lineage: Eukaryota; Viridiplantae; Streptophyta; Zygnematophyceae; Desmidiales; Closteriaceae. The record is from the annotation of a GenBank genome assembly.
AUGGGAACUCGAGAAGAAUCAACGGUUGAGAUCGAUCAACACGCAGAUUCAGGCACUACAACUAGCACCAUGUCGCUUCCAGGGCUUGUUGUUUCAGUCAGGAGCAGCACUCGAAGCAGCGGGACAGAACCAACAGCACAAGGCGCUGUAUCGGACGUGACUUUAUCGAGAACUGUGCCUGUAUCAGAUAAGAUCACAGCAGAGGGAGCAGGAGAAGUGCUAGCGAGAAGGAGGCAGCUAGCAGGGUUUGAGACGUACGAUAUUCGGCGAGUGCGAGAAUGGGUGGUUGCACAAAAUAACGUCAGAAAGCUAUACUCUGGAAAUGCAGAUAAGAAAAGUUCCUCCUCCUCGUCCUCCUCUCCGCUCCCCCCUCUCCUGUGGGACCCAGCUUUAGCCCGCUUUGCCCAAGCACACGCGGAUUCAGUAGGUGCCAACGCGCAAUGCCGCCCGGAAGCCAACGAGGCGGCGGGGGAGGCGGGUCUGGGGGAGGUGUAUCUAUGGGCUGCGGUGGAGAAGGGGGAGGCGUUAUUCACGGCCGCAGAGGCGGUUGACGCAUGGGCGGAGCAGGUGAGAUGA